Messenger RNA from Didymodactylos carnosus, 1008 nucleotides. Lineage: Eukaryota; Metazoa; Rotifera; Eurotatoria; Philodinida; Philodinidae. The record is from the annotation of a GenBank genome assembly.
AUGUUCUCACCAUCAACAUAUAAAUUUUGCGGGUGGUGUAAUACUCCAGAGCCCGAUGAUCAUUCACAUGCAGUUUUACAACAUUUAUCCAAUAUACCGCCCGAUGAGUUCAACAACAAAAACAAGCAAAUUUCAGUACUAUCAUCCAAUAUUGAUCCAGUAAUCAAAGGUACUGGAACAGAACAAGAGCCAUUUGUUGUAUAUAAACAUAAAACUAAUGUUAUUACAACAACAACAAACGAUCAUUUAAGACGUCUACGAUUUGUUUGUAUGUCUGAUACACACAAUCAGAUUCAUCGUUUAACGAUACCAAAUGGUGAUGUGCUAUUGCAUUGUGGUGAUGCUUGUAAAUUUUAUACAGCUAAACGUGAUUUACCAAGAUUUAAUCGAUUUAUUGGUACAUUACCUCAUAAAUAUAAAAUAUUUAUCUCAGGUAAUCACGAGACAUGUAUUGAUGAAAAACAUUCAGAACAAACACAACAAAUAUUAUCAAAUUUAAUUUAUUUACAAGAUUCAUCAACAAAUAUUGAAGGAAUACAAAUUUAUGGUAGUCCAUGGCGUCCAGCUCGAGGUUGUUGUUUUUGUGCUGAAGCCUUCGGUUAUGAUCAUAAAAACAUACAACAAGAUAUAUGGUCACAUAUACCCGAUGGUAUUGAUAUUUUAAUAACACACGUGCCACCGUACAGUAUUCGUGAUUAUAGUCCACAUUCUAUUCAACGUGUUGGAUGUCCCGGAUUACUCGAUGAAAUUGUUACUCGGGUCAAACCUCGUGUUAGUUUAUUUGGACACAUGCAUAGUCAGUACGGUGCUAGUUUGUAUCGUACAAUGGAUAAUCAAAAUUUAAUACAAUUUCUUAAAGAAAAACGACAAAAUCAUCAAUCACUCUUACCGUCCUCGUUGUCUGAUAAUAAAAGUAAUCAAAAUAUCCAUGAAACAUUGUUUUUAAACGUCGCUGUAAAAGAUGACAAUAUCUUAAAUGCACCGAUUGUAUUUGAUUAUUAUUAUUAA